GGGGCCCCCCAGGAGCCCCUGACCACCCCCACCCCCUGGGCAGCAGAGCAGCCAGCAGCCUCUCCUCGCCCCACCCCGGGAUCAAGCCAUUUCCUCAGACUCUUCAUUUUUCAGAUGCUAAACCUUUGCCACUUAAUCUUUCCAAAGACAGGUCGGAACCUGAAGGAGUGGCUGAGGGAGCAGUUCUGUGACCACCCCAUCGAGCACUGUGACGACACGAGACUGCACGAUGCCGCCUACGUGGGAGACCUGCAGACCAUCAGGAGUCUGCUGCAGGAGGAAAGCUUCCAAAGCCGCAUCAACGAGAAGUCGGUGUGGUGCUGCGGCUGGCUUCCCUGCACACCGCUGCGCAUCGCCGCCACGGCGGGCCACGGCCACUGCGUGGACUUCCUCAUCCAGAAGGGGGCUGAGAUCGACCUGGUGGACGUCAAGGGCCAGACUGCCCUGUACGUGGCCGUGGUCAACGGGCACCUGGAGUGCGCCCAGAUCCUCCUGGAGGCCGGCGCGGAUCCCAACGGCAGCCGCCACCACCGCAGCACCCCUGUGUACCACGCCGCCCGCGUCGGGAGGGCCGACAUCCUCAAGGAACUCAUCAGAUACGGGGCAGACGUAGACGUGAACCACCACUUGGCUUCUCGAAUCCCCUCAGCUUCCUCUCGACGCCUGACUUCCCUGGUGGUCUGCCCGCUGUACAUCAGCGCAGCUUACCAUAACCUCCAGUGCUUCAGGCUCCUUCUCCAGGCCGGGGCCAACCCCGACUUCAACUGUCACGGCUCCGUCGACACCCAGGGCCUCUGCAGGGGUUCCCCCGUCUGUGUCAUGGAUGCCGUGCUGCGUCACGGCUGUGAGGGCGCCUUCGUCAGCCUCCUCGUUGACUUCGGUGCCGACCUGAACCUGGUCAAGUGGGAGUCCCUGAAUGCCGAGUCCGGGGGAAGGACAAAAGUGAACCCGGAAGCGCUGCAGAUAUUCAAGGAAGCCAGGAGUGGCCCUAGGACCUUACUGAAUUUGUGCCGCGUGGCGGUGAGGAGAGCCCUGGGUAAAUACCGACUGCGUCUGAUGCCCUCUUUGCCUGUUCCAGACCCCAUCAAGCAGUUCUUACUGUAUGAGCAGAGCUAAAAUGAGUGGGUGAUUCUGGGGAUGAUUUUCUGGACUCCACAGGUGAUAUGAAGAAGUUGGUGCCAAUUCCCCCACCCUGCGCCUUCAAGCCCCCUGCUUCUGACAUCUCCCAGGAUUAAGCUCACAGGGCGGUUGUUGAGAGACCUCCUUCGUUUUUGCCCGCUUCAACUUGUAACCCCGGUACUUUUGACAAUAUGGUGGAGUUUGCAGUGAAUGCUUUAGUUGCUAAUCUUUGCCCUACUCACAGGUUCAUCUUUGGAGAGUCUAAAGCAGAGGCUGGUCCUAGUGGACUUUCUCUGUUUAUGGCCCUGCUUGGAUUUUUUUUUUUCAAGCUAGGAAGUUGAGAGUGCCAUUUAAUGAUAAAAUGAGUGCGGCCAGUAUGUGUGUGCAUUACACAUAUUUUAAUGUUGCCGAAUUCCUCCGCCCUCAGUGGGAUAAAUGGUCUUUCUCUCCAGGCACCGGGUGUUCAUUUGCCAAUGGCUUUCUGGAUUUCAGGGUUGUUUUCCCUGAUACCUCAAGAUCCCGAGAACAGUAAAAUGCCCUUGCAGACUCUGGUGACUGCUCAGCAACUGUCCAGAGGGGAAUCAUCUGGUAAUGCAGUUCGCCCGGUAUUCCUUAAAAGCAAAACAGCUUUCAGAGAGAGGCAGGUCAGCUUUGGGUGCUGUCAGGUUAAUUAUGAAACAAGUGAUGGCCUGCAUUCAGGCCAAGAACUAUAUUAAGCAGCAUUCACUGCCAUCGGGGAGAGGGAAGAGCAGCGGGACAAGCACAUCAGCACCAAAUUAAUCUGGGUGCACAAUGACAUGGUUAUGCCCGGGAGAACUUGGACAUAGCCUAGGCCCAGUUUGGCUCUUCUAUGGCUCGUGGGUUGAAGUUUCUCUUUAUAAUUCAUUUCCUAGCUUCAGUGCUGGGCAGUGAAAGGCCAAGAGAGUAGUGUAGUGUCCCACACUAAAGCUAUUUAUUGGGAGGAAGUGGUCGUUAACGGAAAGGCACUGAUCUAGGCACCAGGAUACUGGGCUUCCAGUCCUGUCACUGACCUGCCGUGAGACCACCUAACUUUACCCGUGCCUCAGUUAUGUCAUUUUUCAAAUGGAGUUGAUAAUAUCUGACCCAUUGCGAAGGGAUGUGAAAGAUUACAUGUAACUAUUAAUUCAUUCAAUCAUUACUGAACGCUUACUGUGUGCAGAGCACUGUAUUAAAUGCUUUAAUGUACCGUAACGUAAUGUAUUCUAUUAAUGAGAAUGCACUUUGGAAAAAUAAGUUAUAUAAAUUGAAGCCAUCAGUAUUUUAACUCUUACCAACUCUGGUGGCAGUUAAAAUGGUCAGGAGCUCAUCAGAUGAUAGGGAAAUCCUAAUAAAAGUAGACACUUUCUGGACAAUCCUGUUUCUUACUUUGAUGGGGACAAAGGAAAUAUUGAUUAAUCCACCGAGUUUGUAUUUCGACUUGCUUUGGAGGCCAGUGAAGGCCUAUGGUCUUCAACAUUUAGUGAUGUGCCAACCUUUUAGGAAGAAGGUAUCCUUUAGAUACUAGGAGCUUAAUUUUCAAAACCAAAAGAUGUGCCUUGCGCAGGUGAGCAAGUGGCCUUUUGGAAAGGUGGAAUCUGGGUUCUCUGGUUGGAAAUCCAGUGCCAGCUUAAGCACCAUCCCCAGAUGCGUGUGGCGUCGGGCAAGUCAUUUAACUUCUCUGUGCCUCAGUUACCUCAACUGUAAAAUGGGAAUGAAGACUGCGACCCCCA
This is a messenger RNA of Ornithorhynchus anatinus (platypus), 2849 nucleotides long. RefSeq names its product ankyrin repeat and SOCS box containing 1 (gene ASB1). Gene Ontology annotation, cellular component: ubiquitin ligase complex. The transcript has 5 exons. The record is from RefSeq and is a predicted model, not a curated record. The coding region runs from base 115 to 1116 and encodes 333 amino acids. NCBI's taxonomy places the organism in Eukaryota, Metazoa, Chordata, Mammalia, Monotremata, Ornithorhynchidae. Gene Ontology annotation, molecular function: protein binding. Gene Ontology annotation, biological process: intracellular signal transduction; protein ubiquitination.